This is a messenger RNA of Oryza sativa Japonica Group (Japanese rice), 1551 nucleotides long. RefSeq names its product glycine-rich RNA-binding protein 10. Gene Ontology annotation, cellular component: cytoplasm. Lineage: Eukaryota; Viridiplantae; Streptophyta; Magnoliopsida; Poales; Poaceae. The record is from RefSeq and is a predicted model, not a curated record. Gene Ontology annotation, molecular function: mRNA binding.
CUUCCAACCCUAAUCCCCCCAACACCAUCAACGGAUCCACCCACUGGUUGUCCGCCUGCUUCUCCCCGCCCCAAUCCACCUUAGGAAUAGCGCCUGGCUGGAUCCCAGGCCGUUUGCUUGUUUGCGUCCGGAGAUUGGAGCGCCGAUUGGGAUGAAACCGAUCGGCCCUUAAUGGGAUUCUGAGAUAUGGCCUUCUUGCGGAAGGUUGGGAACCUCGUCAGGCAGUCCGCAGGCUCGGGCUCGCCGCUGUUCCAGGCGGUCCGAUGCAUGUCCUCCUCGAAGCUCUUCAUCGGAGGAAUCUCUUAUGGUACUGAUGACCAGAGUCUGAAGGAAGCGUUUGCUAACUACGGUGAAGUCAUUGAAGCUAGGGUGAUUGUGGACCGUACCACUGGACGGUCGAGGGGAUUUGGUUUUGUAACCUACACAUCCACGGAUGAGGCUGCAGCUGCCAUUACUGGCAUGGACGGGAAGGAUCUGCAGGGCCGGAUUGUGCGGGUGAGUUAUGCUCAUGACCGUGGUAGCCGUGCUGGUGGCUAUGGUGGUGGAGGCUACAGUGGACAGGGUACGUAUGGUGGUGGCGGUGGCUAUGGAGGUGGAGGCUAUGGUGGACAGGAUGCAUAUGGUGGUCGUGGUGUUGGAGGCUAUAGUGAGGGUGGCCGUGGGUAUGUUGGUGGUGGAUACGGUGACGGUAACAAUUACGGUGGGUAUAACACAAGUGGUGGAUAUAAUUCUGAAGGUGGGCGUGGUGGCUAUAGUGUUUUUGAAGGUGGACAUGGCUACGGUAGUGGCGGUACUGGUUACACAGGAGGCAGCGGCGGAUAUAAUUCGGCCCCUGGAAAUUACAGCAGUGACAACUUCAAUCAAGGGGGUGCAGCACCUGGUGCAUAUGAAGGUGCAAACUACGGUGGAGGCAACAACUACAUGAACAAUGCAACCAGUGAUGAUUCCACCGGUAAGCUGGACGAGUUGUUAAAUGAUCUUAAAGUUGAUGGUGAUGGCAAAGAGGAUGGUGAGGGCAAAGCGGAUGGCGCUGGCCUGGUUAAUGAGGAUCUGAAAGGAGAUGAUGGUCAGGAUGAAUUGCUUCAGAAUGAUUUCAAAGAUGAAGAUGUGUCUGAUGACUAUGCCAACAAAAGACGUUAAAGUUCGCUCGACCAUGAAGUCCAGUCCGGUAACUUUUCAUGUGUUGCCGAUGGAGGUGCUCUCCACAAUCGCGAAAUCCAAAGUUAAGACAACGUCCUGUAUGCAAAUAAGUUUCGUGUUGUAGCCAUAUAUGCUGGACCAUCGGGACUCUUUCGAUAUGCGGUCAUUCAAAACCUGGAUUAGUAUGGAUUCACUGCACUACAAUCGCAUCCUCUGUGGAUAAUCCAUUGUUGCUCGGCUGCUCUCUUUGGAUACAAUCUACUGAUAGACACUCCCUCCGAAGUCCGACCGUGUUAUUCUUUUUUGGGUUAAUUGGAUCCAUGCCAUUAUAAAUUUUUGAGUUUUGAAGUAUACCAUUACAAUUCAUCUAUUUGCAAUGAUACCAUUGCAAUUUUACAGCUAUUUGUGAUA